GAAAUGGUCAAAAAUCACUCCAAACAUGGGUGCCACAAAUAAAGCGCAAAGGCCCACUACUACUCCUUUUUCUUCCCAAGAGUAUUAGUACAAUGUUAUGGAGUAUUUAGCAAGUGCCUUUUCUAUCCAUAUAUUCACCUUUAUCUUCUCAAUCUUCAACAUUACUGAUUCGCAGUUGCAACAACCCAAAUAUAAAUAAAAAAAAUACACACACAUCCACUUUGCAUCUGGAGAUGGAUCAUCAAAACCCUAGUUGUUCGAGAGCAGACAGAAAAACCAUAGAGAAAAACCGGAGAAAUGAGAUGAAGGCCCUCUACACCAACCUCAACUCUCUAAUUCCUCCUCAAUCCCAUUCCCGACCUAGGGAAAUGGUUUCGUUGCCGGAUCAGCUGGAAGCAGCGACGAACUACAUAAAGAUGCAGCAGGCUAAGUUGGAGAAGCUGAAACAGAAGAAAAACUGCCUUGUUUGGAGCAAAGGAGGGCCUAAUAAUUUACCAAACAUCGAUUUUCGUGUAUCGGGUUCAGCCCUAGAAGUGGUGCUCAUAACUGGACUUAAUUGCCAAUUCAUGUUCACUCGAAUCAUACAUUUGCUGCAUGAAGAAGCCGCUGAAGUUGUCGCCGCUACUUUCUCUGUACUCGACAACACCGUUUUCCACACUAUUCAUGCCAAGAUUGGAGAUCAGUCUGCACAGAAUCAUGGAGCUGCGGGGAUUUCCGAGAGAUUGAAGAAAUUUGCGUACGACUGUAUUUAGGCAUUUUUGGUUUUGAAUUUGAAUAAGCUGAUGAUGAAAUUUUGUGUGAUUUUGACAAGAAUUUGGUGUAAGGCAGUACUGGUCUCUUCUUCAAGAGCUUGCGCAUAUGAAUUUAUUAGUUCUACUGUUUUUGAAAAACAGUGUGAUGUGUUAUAUAUGUGGAGUAGAAUUUUUCCAACAUUUUGCAACAAAAUGGAAGGAUUAAUGUGUCAA
This is a messenger RNA of Salvia miltiorrhiza (redroot sage), 965 nucleotides long. RefSeq names its product transcription factor bHLH162-like. The coding region runs from base 234 to 752 and encodes 172 amino acids. Gene Ontology annotation, cellular component: RNA polymerase II transcription regulator complex. Gene Ontology annotation, molecular function: RNA polymerase II transcription regulatory region sequence-specific DNA binding; DNA-binding transcription factor activity, RNA polymerase II-specific; protein dimerization activity. The transcript is spliced from 3 exons. Lineage: Eukaryota; Viridiplantae; Streptophyta; Magnoliopsida; Lamiales; Lamiaceae. Gene Ontology annotation, biological process: regulation of transcription by RNA polymerase II. The record is from RefSeq and is a predicted model, not a curated record.